Messenger RNA from Ustilago hordei, 1665 nucleotides. RefSeq lists its product as uncharacterized. Bases 1 to 1665 code for a protein of 554 amino acids. The transcript has a single exon. Gene Ontology annotation, biological process: phosphatidylinositol dephosphorylation. NCBI's taxonomy places the organism in Eukaryota, Fungi, Basidiomycota, Ustilaginomycetes, Ustilaginales, Ustilaginaceae. The record is from RefSeq and is a predicted model, not a curated record. Gene Ontology annotation, molecular function: phosphatidylinositol-4,5-bisphosphate 5-phosphatase activity.
AUGGGCAGUAAUGGUCUGAGGGUGCAAAUUGCAUCCUACAAUGCCAACUUGGCAGGCGCCGAAACCAUUCGCCACGAUCUUAAGCCUUGGCUGAUCCCAACUGCUGAACAGAAGCCAAUCAGCCCCGUAGCUUCCAAACCUCUCACCAACAAGAACGUACUCGAUGCCGACGCAUAUAAGUCGAGAAACACCAAGACGCUCUCUACGCAUCCUUCACUGCCGCGUGAGGCACCUGACUUCUAUGCGGUGGGAUUCCAAGAACUCAUUCCGCUCCACACAGGUAUGUCAGCGGUUGGUGACACCACGCUGUACAACACCGACCUUGACAUUCGCAGAACUAUUCGUCCGUACCAAGCCGUCGUAUCCGGCACCGGGCUGUAUGCUAGCUUGGAGGAAGGAGGUGGUCCCGAAGGCUAUCCUCUUCUGUGCAAGGUUGACCUGGUCAGCAUCGCUCUUUUCGUGUAUGCACGAGAACGAGCGCCGUUUUCGAUCUCAAAAUCGACCGCGAACAGUGCCAAGAGUGCUGCACAUCGAGUCAAAGAGGUUCGAACCGCCAAAGUCGGAACCGGUCUUGCAGGUGUGAUGGGCAACAAAGGUGCUGUAGGAGCCCGUAUUGUAGUGGAAGCGGCCGACGGGGAGGGACCAGAUGAGAUUCUUACCUUUGUCAACGCCCAUCUUGCAGCGCACGAUCACAACGUCCUGAGGCGGAACCAAGAUUGGCAGCAGAUUGUACAGAGGAUGGUGUUCGAGCCGUCAUCGGUGCAGAAACUUCCCAUAUUGCAAGAUCCUUCUCAAAAGCCACUGAAUCCCAACGACAUGGCUGCCCUCAAACAGCAACACAAGAAAUCAACUCAGGCCGGCAAAACACCCAAGAAGACGACUGCGCUCGACAAGAAGAGCUACACGCUUUACGAUACAACUCAUCUGUUCAUAUUCGGUGAUCUCAAUCAUCGUUUGUCGCUCGGCAAGAGCGAGCUGGACAGCAUCAAGGGAAGCAACGAGAAGGAUGCAGCAGAGCUGACCAAGGAGACGCUCGCCAAGGCGCUUGAAAUAGGUGAUUGGUCUUCGCUCGCCAAGCACGAUCAGCUCACUUACCAGAGGCUGGCCAACCCGCCCAAAGCGUUCCAUGGUCUCACAGAAGUGCCUAUCGCCGAAGCAGACAUCCCGCCUACUUACAAGUACACCGUCUCACGCCCUGGUAAGCAGACCAAGAAGAAGAAUGCCGGCAUCACCUCUGCCGCAUUGGAAGGCAACACACUCAGCAAGAAGCGCAUUCCAGGCUGGACCGACCGCAUCCUUUGGGCUUCAGCACCGGCCAAAGAUGACAACGACCGUCACGGCGUCGAGGUAGAGUUCUAUCGCAGCAUCAUGCAGUAUACCCACUCGGAUCACAAGCCCAUCACCACGCUUCUUCGCCUUCCAGCUCCCUCCUCAUCUAGCAAGGGUUCAUCUCCAGCGUUGCUCACGUCGCUGAACCCUUACAAACCGCUUUCCUCGACGCAACGACUUGUGCUUUCGACUAGCGGGCUCGUUCUCGAUCGACUCGUUGGCUACAUCUGGAGCUUGCUGUUGCUGGCUGGUGGUGGAAGCCUUGCCGGGGGUCUCAUUGAAGUCUUUGUCAUCGGCGUUAUCACAGCAUGGUGGUUCUCCCAGUCAAGGUCGUAG